CACAGAAGAGACAAGAAAAAAUAAGAGAUGAUGCUAUUAACGCCGAGGUAGGCAAUCUGGCUGAGGCUCAAGCCUAUUUGGCUUUUCCAAGACUAGUAGCCGAAUUAGAUGCUAAUCAAGACUUAGAAGUCGAGGAAAAAACCAAAAAAGAACAUAAAGAACAAUUAAAAGUUCAACCUACGAGAAAAAGAUGCUUCAACUUACUUCUCCGCAAGAAUUAG
Ambispora leptoticha is the source of this 221-nucleotide messenger RNA. The record is from the annotation of a GenBank genome assembly. Lineage: Eukaryota; Fungi; Glomeromycota; Glomeromycetes; Archaeosporales; Ambisporaceae.